Sorghum bicolor (sorghum) is the source of this 2849-nucleotide messenger RNA. RefSeq names its product heat shock 70 kDa protein 16. Bases 140 to 2395 code for a protein of 751 amino acids. Gene Ontology annotation, biological process: protein folding. Gene Ontology annotation, molecular function: ATP binding; ATP-dependent protein folding chaperone. Gene Ontology annotation, cellular component: nucleus; cytosol. The record is from RefSeq and is a predicted model, not a curated record. The transcript is spliced from 9 exons. Lineage: Eukaryota; Viridiplantae; Streptophyta; Magnoliopsida; Poales; Poaceae.
GCGGACCGUACCCUCCGGCGCACCGCUCUCCUUCGCAACUCCAUCUCCAUCUCCAUCUCCAUCCACCGCGCCCCCAAAUCGCACGGCCCCCCGCCUUCCUCCCCAUUCGCGCCGAUCGAAUCCCGAAUCGUCGGCGGCGAUGAGCGUGGUCGGCUUCGACGUCGGCAACGACACCCUGGUGGCGGCGGCGGCGCGGCAGCGGGGCAUCGACGUGCUCCUCAACGCCGAGUCCAAGCGCGAGUCCCCCGCCGCCGUCGCCUUCUCCCACAACGCGCGCCUCAUCGGCUGCCACGCCGCGUCCGCCUCCUCCGCGCACGCCCCCUUCUCCAGCGUCAAGCGCCUCCUCGUGGGGGCCACGGGGAGGCACCCGGACGCCUCCCUCCACCGCGACCUGCCCCGCCUCCCCUUCCCCGUCUCCACCGGCGACGGCGGCGCCGUCGUCCACGCCGACCACGUCGGCCGCCGCAUCGCGCUCUCACCGACCCACCUCCUCUCCAUGCUGCUCGCCUACCUCAAGCAGCUCGCAGAGUCCGACCUCGGCGGCGUCCCCGUCGCCGACUGCGUGAUCUCCGUGCCCUGCUACUUCACUCAGGCCCAGCGCCGCGCCUACCUCGACGCCGCCGCCGUCGCGGGGCUCAGACCGCUCCGCCUCAUGCACGACCUCGCCGCCACCGCGCUUGGCUACGGCCUCUACCGCUCUGACCUCGGCGGCGCCGGGGGACCCACCUGCGUCGCGUUCGUCGACGUCGGCCAGUGCGACACGCAGGUCGCGGUCGUCUCCUUCGACGCGUCGGGGAUGAAGGUGCUGUCUCACGGCUUCGAUGCGGACCUCGGGGGCAGGGACUUUGACGAGGUGCUGUUCGAGCAUUUCGCCCAGGAGUUCAGGGACAGGUACAGGAUUGAUGUCGUGGGGAAUGUGAAGGCCAGUAUGAGGUUGAGGGCAGCUUGUGAGAAGGCGAAGAAGGUUCUGAGCGCAAAUGCGGAGGCUGUGGUGAACAUUGAGUGCCUGAUGGAGGAGAAGGAUGUGAGGGGGGUGAUCCGAAGGGAGGACUUUGAGAAGCUAUGUGCCAGACUGCUGGAGAGGGUUGUUGAACCUUGCAAGAGGGCGGUGGCAGAUUCAGGGGUUGGCUUGGAGAGGCUGCAUUCUGUGGAACUCGUUGGGUCAGGUUCUCGGGUGCCUGCCAUUGCCAAGGUGCUUGCGGGAUUCUUCAGAAGGGAACCUAGUCGCACGCUCAAUGCUAGUGAGUGUGUGGCUCGGGGAUGCGCAUUGCAAUGUGCAAUGCUUAGUCCUACAUUCCGUGUUCGGGAAUACGAGGUGCAGGAUGCAAUCCCUGCUUCCAUUGGAUUUUACACUAGUGAUGGCCCAGUUUCAACAUUGUCAAGUGAUGUAUUGUUCCGGAGAGGCCUUCCCUUUCCCAGUGUUAAGAUCAUUACUCUACACAAGAAUUGCAGUUUUAGCUCUGAUGCAUAUUAUGCGGAUGCAAAUGAAUUGCCCCCUGGUACCUCGACAGACAUCGGUACUUUUCAGAUUGGCCCAUUCCAAGCACAUACGGAAGCUUCUAAAGUCAAAGUAAAAAUUCGUUUGAAUUUACAUGGUUUGAUUUCAGUCGAAUCUGCUGCUUUGAUAGAUGAUUAUCAAAGGAAUGCCAAUUCUGCUGACAAUAUGGAGGUGGAUACCAGCGGUGAUGACACGGGUCACAAGUCACGAAGUGAAAGGUCUAUCCAGCGGCAGGAGUUGCCAAUCACUGAGUACAUCUAUGGUGCAAUGAGCAAGCAGGAAUUGCUGGAAGCUCAAGAGCAAGAGCAGCAAUUGGCUUAUCAGGAUAAACUUAUGGAACGGACAAAGGACAGGAAGAAUGCAUUAGAAUCUUAUGUAUACGACACCCGUAACAAGCUUUCUGAGAGGUACCGGAGCUUUGCUACUGAUUCAGAAAGGGAACAAAUCUCAGUUAAUCUACAACAGACUGAAGAAUGGCUUUACGAAGAAGGUGAUGAUGAGACAGAAGCGGUUUACAGUAGCAAACUUGAGGAGCUGAAAAAGCUUGUAGAUCCAAUUGAAAAUCGUUGUAAAGAUGACGAAGUGAGAGCUGAAGCCACAAGGGACCUUUUGAAGUGCAUUGUUGACCACAGAAUGGCUGCCAGGUCAUUAUCCACACCUGAAAGAGAUGCUGUUGACAAUGAGUGCAAUAAAGCUGAGCAGUGGCUAAGGGAGGGAUCCCAACUUCAAGAAACCUUGCCUAAGAAUGUGGACCCAGUACUUUGGUCCUGUGAAAUCAAGAGAAAGGAAGAAGAGCUGGAUAUGUUCUGUCGAAACAUAGCAAGGUAUAAGGGCUCUCCAGCAAGGACAGAUGGCAGCAGGGGUUCAGAUCACAUGCCUACACCGGAUAGAGAUUAGAUAUAUUCACGAGGUUUCUUCACUGUACGGCCACACUUGUCUUAAUCAUUUUGUAGCAAUAUAUGAAUGAACGACUUUUUGCUAACACCGUCAUAUAAUCGACUCUGUACCACACUAGGCCCGCCAUUGGCUGACCGCUUCUUGGUUCUCCAAGGUGUAGUUUUCACUUGAGAGCCUACUAAUCAUGAUUAUUGAUACCUGUGAAUUCUUUUGCUGUACUCGGACCAAGGCUGUCGUCUGCUUGUGCUGAAUGAACAGGAAAACUAAAAGGAAAUUGUAUGCAGUAGAUAUUGCUGACGUCGUUUGUUUUUUUUAGCUUGGCAUAUUUAUGCUUUAAUUUGUUGAUCCCAGAAAGUUACCCUUUUAUCUUUUUGUUAAUACCUUGUAUGGUGUACAUUGAUGGUAAUUCCUUCGCACACUUAUAUUUUUUUAUGAUGAAACAUGGCAUUUGAAA